This is a messenger RNA of Closterium sp. Yama58-4, 888 nucleotides long. The record is from the annotation of a GenBank genome assembly. Lineage: Eukaryota; Viridiplantae; Streptophyta; Zygnematophyceae; Desmidiales; Closteriaceae.
AUGCAGGCCCCUACGGUUGACGCGGAUUACUUGAAGGAGAUUGAGGCGGUCAGGCGAGACUUGCGAGCGUUAAUCGCGGAGAAGAGCUGCGCUCCGCUUAUGCUCCGCUUGGCGUUCCACGAUGCUGGCACUUAUGACGCGAAGACGAGAAGCGGCGGACCGAAUGCCUCGAUCAGAAGCGAGCUGGAAUACACACAUGGCGGAAACGCGGGGAUGAAGAUAGGCAUCGACCUGCUUGAGCCGGUCAAGGCGAAGCAUCCACGAGUAACAUACGCCGACAUUUACCAGCUAGCUGGCGUGGUAGCUGUUGAAGUAACUGGAGGUCCCACCAUCCCUUUCAAGGCCGGCCGAAAGGACUCCCUGGCUGUCACUCCUGACGGCAGACUGCCAGAUGCUCAUAAAGGAUCUGCUCACCUACGAGAUAUAUUUUUCCGCAUGGGGUUCAGCGAUCAAGACAUCGUUGCAUUGAGUGGAUCACACACACUGGGGCGUGCACAUAAGGAUCGUUCGGGCUUUGAGGGGGCAUGGACGCAGCAACCACUGAAGUUUGACAACACCUACUAUGUUGAGCUUUUGAAAGGAGAUGCUACUGGACUACUCCAGCUUCCCACGGACAAGUGCCUUGUAGAGGACCCCAAGUUUCGUCCAUUUGUUGAGUUGUAUGCUAAGGAUGAGGAGGCGUUUUUCAGGGACUACGCAUCUGCGCACAAGAAAAUGUCUGAGCUUGGGUGCAAGGAUACCUCUCCAGCAUUUUGGGAAGCUGAUGCUGCAGGCAAGGAGACUGUUAGUGCAUCCACCAUCUUGGCCCAAAGUGCUUUUGGUGCUGUUGUCACUGCUGGAGUUCUUGUUCUGGGGUACCUGUAUGAGCUCCGGCGGAAAGCCAAGUGA